Messenger RNA from Drosophila eugracilis, 2669 nucleotides. RefSeq names its product chorion transcription factor Cf2 (gene Cf2). Gene Ontology annotation, biological process: regulation of transcription by RNA polymerase II. Lineage: Eukaryota; Metazoa; Arthropoda; Insecta; Diptera; Drosophilidae. The record is from RefSeq and is a predicted model, not a curated record. The coding region runs from base 410 to 1909 and encodes 499 amino acids. The transcript has 3 exons. Gene Ontology annotation, molecular function: DNA-binding transcription factor activity, RNA polymerase II-specific; RNA polymerase II cis-regulatory region sequence-specific DNA binding.
AAUCAAAAUAGAAUUCCGAAUUUAGAAUAUGACAGACUGAAAAAAAUUUUCAAUUCGAACGCAUUGCCGCUGCUGCUGCUUGUUCUUCUUCUUCCACAGCCGCUGUGGGGGGACAUUGGGGGUCAAAUGCAGAAGAUCGGGGCGAAGAUUUCGUGAAUUUGUGAUUUCCGAUUUCGUUUUUGCUAAUUUGCGAUUGCCCAGACCAAAGACACACUCGAAAACACACCGAACACAUACACAUACGCCCACACCAACAAAAACAUCCGCUUUUGGCCGCCUGUAAUUAUGGUUUUUAUUACUCCUGCAGCGCCUUUCGCCUUCUUUAACCGCCAAUUGCUCCUGCUCCUGCCCACUAACCAAAAAGAUACAAAUAAAAAGAAGCGAUAACUCAGCCACCAGAGGAAGUGAAAUGAUAAAGUCCACCACGAAUCCACAGGAACAGCGUCUGCCACGCCCCGAGGAUCAGCCGCCACCGCCGCCUCCCCCUUCCUCCACCUCCACCGCCGCCCCUGCCACGCCCACGCACCAAGUGGCCACCGUGAUAGCGAACAUGGACACACUGAAGACCACCUUUCUGCCUAAUCUCAGCAUGGAUCCUAAUGUGCACGUCCCGGCGCACUAUUGUCCCAUGUGCCACCAGCAGUUUGAGCGGCCGCAACACGUUGCGGAACACAUGCAGCUGUGCCACGGCGUCACCCUGAAUGCCCAAGGUGCCAUUACCGCGCUGGAAGGACAUCCGCAGGCACAACAACACCUCAAGCCCAGUCACCCCUGCUUCAAUUGUGAUGAAAAGUUCGGCAAUGCCGUCGAUCUGGAUGAACACCAUCGGUUGGCCCAUCAGACUUCCGCCUUCCUGGCCCGGUGUCUCAUGUGCAGCAUCUACGGCAUCCACUCGGCAACCCAACAGCCCAAUGAGUACAAGUGCACGCAAUGCGGUUCCAUCUGCACCACAGCUAUGCUGGCCGCUGGUCAGCCGAGCUUCAUGGAACAGCAGGAGGCGGCGGUGACGCCCGACGACCAGUUGCCGGCGAUGGCGCCCCGUGAUAUGAGACUGACGCCCGAGGAGCAGCACCACCAGCAGCAAUUACAGGCGGGGCACCACCACCAACAGCAACAACAGCAACAGCAACAGGAACUGCUGGGGCAGCAGCAACGAGAGAUACAGGAGCAGGCGCAACAGCAGCAGGUGCACCAUCAUCAACAGGAUCAGGAUCUCACCGCCGACCAGGUGGCGUUGAAGGUGCCACCGCUCACCGUUAAACUGAAUAAGAACGCCAAUGGUGCUGCUAUUGUGGCCCAUCCGCAGGUCAUCAUUAAGGAGGAACCUCUCAGCCUAAGCGAUAGUGGCGAUGUUGUCAACUCAGUGCCCGUCUAUGCCAUACAAGCGAAUCCAGGUGCUCCCGCCCCGGCCAGUUCUGGUGUGCUCGUCGGCACGCAAACAGUGGCCGCCGAUUUGGCGCAUAAAAUACGACACAAAUGUCCGGACUGUCCGAAGACCUUCAAGACGCCCGGAACGCUGGCCAUGCACCGCAAGAUCCAUUCAGGCGAAGCAGACGCCACGCCCAAAGAACGCCCCUACACGUGCUCCUACUGCGGCAAGUCCUUCACUCAAUCGAAUACACUAAAACAGCACACUCGCAUACAUACAGGUGAGAAACCAUUUAGAUGUGGCUAUUGUGGCAGGGCGUUCACUGUUAAGGAUUACCUGAACAAACAUUUAACGACUCACACGGGUGAGAAGCCGUUUCAUUGCGGGUACUGCGAGAAGUCCUUCAGCGUGAAGGACUACCUAACCAAGCACAUACGGACGCACACUGGUGAGAAGCCUUACACCUGUCCGUACUGUGACAAGCGCUUCACGCAACGCAGCGCCCUAACGGUGCAUACGACCAAGCUGCAUCCACUCUAGGGCAGGCCGGGCGGUGGCCGCCAGAUAGUCGUUCCUGACCCAACCGCUCCUCCAACAUCUGCUGAUGCGCAUCCGACGUCUGGCGAUUCGGAUUCCGGAUCCAAAGAAGCCAUCUGCAGCGGCAGCGGCAUCAGCAUAGAUGGAAAGAGGGCGAUGGUGCGCCAGCGGAAACGGAAGCGGAAACGGGAUGAGCAACCCAUAAUGAAAGACCUUUUCAAAGACGAGACACACUCACACACAAAAACACACAUACACGGGAGUUAACUGAAGCGGAUGCAACGCAACCAACGACUGGCAAAUCUCUUCACAGUGCUGCUAGAUUAAAUUACUAAAAUUAGAUACUUUCUUUCGGUUAACAUAUACAAACAGAAAACAAAAUUGUACUAAAUUAGCGUACAGUUCGUAGAAUGUUUAAGUUAUUGCAAUCGAUUUUUGAUCUUUAUUAUUACUCUUUGGUUAUGUAGAUGUUUUGCAAUUUUAUUUUUAUACACCUAUUGUAUAUCGUAUAUAAUAUUUUGUUAUUCUAUGAGAUUUUAUAUGGUGACUCCUUAGCGCACACUCACUUACGCGCGGCGCUAUACCCACAAAAACAACACGAAACACACCACACAUAAACACACACAUCUAUUAUUUAUAAAGAGAGAAAAUAUUUUUUACUCAUAUACUUUGUGGCAAUAUUAUUUUUACUACUUCCUAAAACUUGUUUGUAAAUGUUAUCUAAAAAAGAAAAAAACAGCAAAACAAAGAAAGGUAAAACUCA